Entrophospora candida is the source of this 1328-nucleotide messenger RNA. Lineage: Eukaryota; Fungi; Glomeromycota; Glomeromycetes; Entrophosporales; Entrophosporaceae. The record is from the annotation of a GenBank genome assembly.
AAGAUUCACUAAUGAAAUUCUCUGGUGGAGAAAUUGAAAAGAAAAAACUAGAAUCAACUUUGAUUGUUUGUCAAUUAUUGAAGUCUUUAUUUGACAAUGAUGGUGUGAUUAUUGGAAAUCCAAAAAUUGAUGAAACAAUUUGUAGAAUAUUGGUCCCAAAUACAUUUGUAAGUGAAAAUGAUGAAUCACAUUUUACUGUUCCUGUUAGUGCAAAUCUUGAUUCAUCUCAAGGUUUAUCACCAUCUACCUCUUUAUUAUCAUAUACAAUAUCUUUUAAAUCCAUUGAUAAAUUACAAAAUCUUCUACUUAAAGAUAUGUGGAAAGAUGUUGUAAAUGGCUUUAUUAGGCAUGAAAUGGGCAAUCAAAUGGGAGAUCUGUUUCAAUCAAAUGGAAGAGAAAGUUUAAAAGUAUUAUAUUCAUUAUUUGCUGGAAAUGGCCCUAAUGCAGUUAAGGAAUUUUUCCCACAAAGAAUUCUUCUUAGUCAAGCUUGCCAUUCACCAGUUGAUCCAAUAUAUUCUCAAACUUCUGACUUUAGCCAAUUUAAUCCUUCACUUAAUGCUUCUUAUGUUGCUAUCCCUGUGACAUCAGCUUUCUCACCUACACCUAUAAAUGAGAUGCAAUUAGAAUCAAAUCGUUCAUCUGGUGAUAGUCAAGCCAUUUCUGCUUUAGGUGAUUUAUUAAAAGAACAUGGCUGGAUUCAUGUUUAUAUUUUAUCACCAAAAUCAUCAAUUAAUUCUGCUUUACAACUUACUGAAAUUUAUGAAUUUGGAAUUUCAUUAACUAGCAAUGAAAGUGGUUUACCAUACUUACAGGUCUAUAAACUUAUGUGGUUAGUUGAUUGUGGCUAUUUGAAUGAAGCAAGAAGAUAUUGUGAAUCAAUUGCAAAUAUAGCAAAAGUUUAUACUAAAGGAUCACCAUAUUUUCAUGGUUGCUUCUUACAAAAAUUAAAAGAUUUGACUCAAUGUUUAUUAGAACAUGGUGGAAGCAAUUCAGAUACCAAUGAAUCCUCAUGGAUUUUUGCCAAAAAAAUGCCUAAAGCUACUUUUGAUUCUUUGUGGGAAUCACUGGAAGGAAACUACAAUACCUAUAGUAACAAUACUGCUAAUAAUGACUAUAGUAAUAAUGAAUUUGAAAAUGAUGUUGGUGAUUUGGGCUUAAGUAAUAAUGCAUUUGAAAAUGGUAAAGUUGCAAAUUUAGAAGAAAUUUCAUUUUAUUAUGAUCCUGUUCAAAAAAGAUGGGGUGGCUCAGAAACUUCUUCAACUUUAACACCACCACCACCAUCCCAACUUGAGCAAAAACAACAUCACCAACCCCCUCAGCAUCAAUGA